AUGGCCGAGCCGGCGACGACGGCGGAGCUCCCGACGCUCAAGGUGCUGCUGAUCGGCUCGUCGGGCGUCGGCAAGUCGGCGCUUGUGCGUCGAUAUACCGACGAUGUAUUCGUUGAGGACGACGCUGCGGCCACGAUCGGCGUCGACUUCAAGAUCCAGAGUCUGUGCGUCGACGGCAAGUGGUGCAAGCUCAGUAUCUGGGAUACGGCCGGUCAGGAGCGCUACCGCACACUAACGAGUAGCUACUACCGCGGAGCACAGGGCGUGAUCCUUGUAUACGACGUCACGGACGCGCGCUCGUUUGACGACCUGCCGUCGUGGCUGCAGGAGCUCAACACGUUCCAGGGCGCCGUGCCGCCCCUCCGCCUCCUGGUCGGCAACAAGGUCGACUGCACCGCCGAGCGUGUCGUCACGUCAGAGCAAGGCGCCGACUUUGCCGCCGCGCACGGCUGCCUGUUCGUCGAGUGCAGCGCCAAGGCCGGCCACGGCGUCGACGACGCCUUUGCCGAGCUCGUGCGCCAGGUACGUGCGGCCUACUUACGCAGAUUGUAUCGACGCCGGCGCUCUGGGACUCGGUCGCGCCGGGCGUGCGCCGGCCCGGCGACCGCAUCCCCGGCGGCGCGCCCGACGCGCGCGUCGAGCUGA
Messenger RNA from Malassezia sympodialis ATCC 42132, 645 nucleotides. RefSeq lists its product as uncharacterized. The record is from RefSeq and is a predicted model, not a curated record. Lineage: Eukaryota; Fungi; Basidiomycota; Malasseziomycetes; Malasseziales; Malasseziaceae. Bases 1 to 645 code for a protein of 214 amino acids. The transcript has a single exon. Gene Ontology annotation, molecular function: GTPase activity; GTP binding.